AUGCAGUCCGUCAUGGCGCAACCCCCACAAGCUCCAACCUAUGGCGCCAUGCCAGUCCGCCGCAAGCCCAUAACCCAACCUGGAAUCUCGGUGCGACCCCCGCAGCAGCAGAUGUACACUGAAGCGCAACUGGGCCACUCUCGAUCACGAACCACCAGCUCCGGCGUAUUCCCUACCCCCGUCGCCUCAUCGCCGACUGUAAGCACCAUGAGUUCACAGUACCCGACCCAGUACCAGAGCGGUCUUCGCCGUACGCCCACCUCAUCGACGAGCUCUACCACCGGCACGCCGAAUCGAUCCAACAGUGGCAAUCUCCGCCGCUCCUCCUCAGCGCGCUCUGGUACCUCGCCCACAUCAUACGUUGCACUCAUGCGGAAACAAAAGGCUACCGUCUGGUGUGACAGGGCUCAAUAUGAGGAUCCUCGCAUUCUCGCGCAGCAACGCCAGGCAAAAAUGAGGGCAAACAUGGAGGUCGCAGGCGGCCCUCACCACGCGCCACCACGAAGCGCCUCAGGAGGCGCAAGCAUGACUGGCGGUGUCAGGUCAAAGAUUGGCCGUCACCAUGGACUACCCAAGGCGUCAUUAUACGCGCCAGUCACAUAUGCCGGGUCGGGCGUGCCCAUGCGCCUCAGUGCAACAGAAGUCGACGAAGGUGACGACGAAGACGCCGCUUCAAUAGGGCAGAACGGAGCGCCAUAUCACCACCGCACCGGCUCAGGACGCAGCUCCCUUGGUUCUGGUCGCCGCAUGUCCUACGCCAAUCCGGGCGGUCGCCACUCGUCCAACUCCACACCCCCUCAGAAUUCGUCACCAGAAGACCUUGGCGACCUCCAAGAAGAAGAACCCACACCGAAUCCACUUUACGACCCCACUACUGGCUACUUUGUUGAACAUACAAAAACCAAUCUUUCAAUUGGCAGUGGCAGUAGCGGGGAACGCAACUUUGGCGACGUGGGGCAGAUGCCACAGAGCCUCCCAAAGCCGAUCCAGGAAAAGAAGGGGAGUGACGACUUGCUGUCGGCUUGCAUGUUUGCAUGUUCCGAUGUGAUGCUAUUCGUCGAUCAUCCGGCUGUGCCUGCCAAGUUCUCCGAGAUGGUGGUGAUACUCUUCACAAUCUCGCCAGAGUUUACAUGGGCUUUGUUGUAG
Messenger RNA from Cucurbitaria berberidis CBS 394.84, 1146 nucleotides. RefSeq lists its product as uncharacterized. NCBI's taxonomy places the organism in Eukaryota, Fungi, Ascomycota, Dothideomycetes, Pleosporales, Cucurbitariaceae. The transcript is spliced from 3 exons. Bases 1 to 1146 code for a protein of 381 amino acids. The record is from RefSeq and is a predicted model, not a curated record.